GGUAAAGCGCCAAAGCCAGAGAGAGGAGAGAGAUAGAGAGAGAGAGAGAGAGGAAUAGCAAUUGCAAUAGCAGCAGCAGCAGCAGCAGCGAAAAUUGGGGUAUGGGUUUGCUUCUAGUGUUCUUCCCGGAGGACAACGGCGGCAGCACCACUGCCAUUGUCGACAAAACCACCAAGCUCUUCUCUUCUUCUUCCACUUCCUCUCCGUCGUCCUCCACCCCUUCCUCUUCCUCCUCCUCCUCUAAAACAUGCACGGUUUUCAGAAGAACCAACUCCAACAACCUUAUUCUCUCCAAAGCCCAAUCCACAAUUUCCAUCUGUGCCCUUCUCGUCUUCCUCACCCUCCUCCUCUUCACCCUCUCCACCUUCGAGCCCUCCGCCGCCAAGCCCCGUCCCGUCGGCCGAUCACCUUCCAGAAGGUUCCUCUCCCAAAAUACCCAAAUUCCCAAAUUGCCCACAAAUCCGAACUUACCCCUUCUCUCCUCCACCUGGUUAUCCAAAAUGUGGAAGCAAAAACAGAGCAAUCCAAUACAGAAGUUAAGGUCCCAAUUUGCCCUCCAGAAAAUGGGCACUCUGUACCGCCGUGGCACCAGAGCCAUGCCCGAUCUCGUCGUCGCCCACGUCAACGAUGACGUAACAGAACCCGAACUCCGGUUGUUUCUGAGGCUGCUGCACCGGUCCGGCCUCACGUCCAGAGCCGACGUGGUGUUCGUCUUCGCCUCCUCCGGUUUGAGAUUCGGGUCCGUGAUUCGGGAAGAGAACGCCUUGUUCUUUGAGCUCCUACGCCGUUACGGAGGACUGAACCGGACGGCUGCGGCGGGAAAAAAAUCCGGUUCCGGUUUCGACGUGUCUCAGUUCGUGAAGGCCUGGCAGAAGGAAAUUGAAGAGCCCCUGUGGGGGAGAAAGGGUGUCAACUCGGAAGGGGAGGGUGAGUUUACUCGGUUUAGUUACGGUUCGGUCGUGGGGUUCGAGGCGGGUGAGCUCGACCCGGAAAAUUCGCUAUCAGGGUUCGUGGACCACGUGGUGCCUAUGAGCCUGCGGCGGUGGGCUUGUUACCCGAUGCUUCUCGGCCGGGUUCGGAGAAACUUCAAGCAUAUUAUGUUGGUGGACGCGAAAAACUCAGUCGUGGUAGGGGACCCACUCAGCCGAGUCCGGCACCGGAGUCCCGAGUCGGUUCUUUUAUUCACAAUGCCGCCGCCGCCGGCGGGUAAGCACGGCAAGAAAAACUCGGACUCAACUCAGUCUCACGGCGCAGUUAACUCCGUCGUUAUCACCGGCGGAGCACGGGGAGUUCGGCGACUGUCCAACACCGUGUUGACGGAAAUCGUUCGGGCCACCAUGCAGCACAAGAAGAAGAGCACGGUGACGGAGUCGGGAGUUUUAAGUCAACUCGUUGCCAAGGCGUUCGUAACGAAGAGCAUUAAUUUGGUCACGUCGAGUGAGUCGGUGCCGGACCCAAGUUCUAUCGGCGGAGCAGCCAGGCUGUCCGGCGGGCACACAAUUAUUCAACGUGGUAAUAGUAAUCAUGAGGAGUUUAAUUCUGUGAUUAUGAAGCAAAUUUGUUUAUUAGAAAUAGAUUCUUCUGUGUACAGGGAUUGUUAGGAAAAACAAUAAAAUAAGUUUUAGAGGAAAAAGAAUAGAAAUGUUUAUUAAGAUGUGUCCAACAAAUUCUUGUUCUUAUUUAUUUUUUUAUUUUUGGUUUAAUUUCUUCUUCCCUUUCCAGGACACCAAGUUUUGUUGUUACUUGUUUAUAAUAUUGAUCUAGCAAUAAAAUCACUUCUUGUGUAUA
Messenger RNA from Pyrus x bretschneideri (Chinese white pear), 1788 nucleotides. RefSeq lists its product as uncharacterized. The transcript has a single exon. Bases 102 to 1601 code for a protein of 499 amino acids. The record is from RefSeq and is a predicted model, not a curated record. Lineage: Eukaryota; Viridiplantae; Streptophyta; Magnoliopsida; Rosales; Rosaceae.